UUUUCAUUUCCAUUCUCGUCGUUCGCGAAAAAUUGUGCGAAAAAAAGAUUUUCGGGUGCAAAGCAAAAAAUGCACAAAAAUUAAUCCACAACGUCAAUUCUUCCGUGAAAAAUCGAGUAAAUUUGCGAAUUUAUUAGAGACGAAAAGAGUGAAUUCAAAGAAAAUUUACCGAGAAUGGACAGUGGUGAGGUAAUUGUGGUCGAUUCGGAUUCCGAGACUACUUCGACGGAGGAAAAACAAAAAAAGUCGGAGCCCAAAAAGUCGAGUUCAACGGAGAAAAUGGAUACGGACGAGUUGCUGAACAUCAAAAAUAACGCAACAAUUGCCGAGGAACGAAAAAACGAAGGAAACAACCAGUACAAGGCGCAAAAUUACAAACUUGCGUUAAAAUGUUACUCGGAUGCCAUUCAACUUGCCCCGGAAAAUCCGCAAUAUCUCGGAAAUCGUGCCGCUUGUUACAUGAUGAUGUCGGAAUACACGGCGGCGCUUCAGGAUGCCCGAGAAUCCGUGCGUUUGGAUCCGAAAUUCGAAAAGGGAUACAUUCGGAUGGCAAAAUGCUGUCUUGCGAUGGGCGAUUUGAUCGGAACGGAACAAGCGAUUAAGAAAUUUCUCGAGUUAGAUGCCACGAAUCAAGCACUCAAGGGGGAAAUUCAAGCGUUACGUCAAGUACGCGGGUUACAGGAAUCUGCUCAGCAGUGCUAUGAGAAGCAAGAUUACCGAACUUGCGUUUAUCACAUGGAUGGCGCAUUGAAAAUUUCACCGGCAUGUCGCAAAUUUCAGCUACUUAAAGCGGAAUGUCUCGCCUUGUUGGGUCGCUUAACGGAAGCUGGGGACAUCGCCAUUACAAUUAUGCAGAAGGAAAUUUCGAAUGCUGAUGCGAUUUUCGUGCGUGGACUGACUUUGUAUUACGGCGACAACUUGGAUAAGGGCAUCUUGCACUUUGAACGCACUUUGGCUCUCGAUCCGGAUCACAAAAAAGCCAAAAUCUGGCGUCAAAAAUCCAAGUCCCUGAAGGAGAAGAAGGAAAAAGGCAAUGAAUUGUUCAAAAAUUUGAAAUAUGAUGAAGCUCUUGCCAUGUACAAUGAAGCUUUGACCAUCGAUCCGUUGAACAAGGACACCAACUCGAAACUUUAUUACAACCGGGCCCUCGUGAACACCAAAUUAGGCAAUUUGAAUGAAGCAGUAACAGAUUGCACAGAAGCCCUCAAGAUAAACGACAAAUAUUUGAAAGCAAUUUUGAAACGAGCCAAAUGUUAUUAUGACCUUGAGAAUUACGAGGAGUGCGUCAAGGACUACGAAACGGCUUUUAAGAUGGAAAAAACGAUGGAAAUCAAGAAUGCGUUGCGUGAUGCCAAGUUGCAACUGAAGAAAUCAAAGCGAAAGGAUUACUACAAGAUUCUGGGAAUCAGCAAGAAUGCAAGUGAUAUGGAGAUAAAGAAGGCUUAUCGUAAAAGGGCUUUGGUACAUCAUCCAGAUCGACAUGCAAAUGCAAGCGAACAGGAAAAGAAGGAACAGGAAAUCAAAUUUAAGGAAGUUGGGGAGGCUUAUGCUAUUUUAUCGGAUCCGACGAAGAAGUCACGUUACGAUAGUGGACAAGAUUUGGAUGAUAAUGGAAUGGGAGAAGGAUUCGAUCCAACUCAACUCUACCGACAAUUCUUCUUCGCCGAUGGCGGAUCACCCUUCGGAGGCGGAGGCUUUGGCGGCGGCGGAAGUUCAUUCACUUUCAACUUUGGUUAAAGCGGAAAUCGUAAAAAAAAAAUUG
This is a messenger RNA of Culicoides brevitarsis, 1762 nucleotides long. It is a transcript of the gene Tpr2, whose product is annotated as dnaJ homolog subfamily C member 7. Lineage: Eukaryota; Metazoa; Arthropoda; Insecta; Diptera; Ceratopogonidae. The transcript is spliced from 3 exons. The record is from RefSeq and is a predicted model, not a curated record. Gene Ontology annotation, molecular function: protein binding. Bases 175 to 1737 code for a protein of 520 amino acids.